CUGGAUUCGCUUCCGGGUGAAACGCGUCUCCGGAGACUCCGCGUGUCAACAAACCUGAUCCUCUGUAGAUUGCGAAGCCCAAGGAAAACUUGGCUGAAACGUUUGGAAGAAGGGAAGUCCGAGUUCUCGUCUCGCGAGAGCCAGCGAGAGACUCUCGAUUGCUCUCGAUGGCAAAUCUGGACCGAAAUGCGAUGCGCUCGGCUCGGAAGGACUUUAUUUCGGUCGCACGUGAAGACACGUGACGCUUAACGAACGUACGCGGAAGGUAAAAUGCAUCACGUCAAUUCGAGGCUCCGCAUUCUGCAUUCGAAUGUCAUCUGGUAUCAGCGGCGGAAAGUUCGUCGACGGAUCUCGAGUGGCAAGCUGGCAAACGCUCUCUGCUCCCGCAUAUCCAAGGAGUCUGCGAGUGAAUUGGAGAGCGACCGGCGAUAUGGUUACCUCGCGAUUUAAAAGGCACUUGGAUCUGCCUGUGAUCGCAGGAAAAUUAAUUCAAAAGUCUCGUGUGGAAUUUCCUUUCGUCGGGGGACCUGACCCGCGUCUAAUUUAUCCGCCACUGUUGGUCUCCGGGCACGCACAUGACGUGGCGGGCGUGCGGAGUGUCACGGACGCUAACAAGUGGACGCGCGCUCGCGGGUCGAGCAGUCUCAAUCGCUCCGCGCCGCAAGCGAAUCGCUCUCGUCGGGCGCGCAACAUGCGCCUCGAGUCGCUCUGAUAAAUCUGCUUGAUUGCACCGCAGGGACAUCGCCGUCAAUGCCGCGCGGCUCAUCCGCCUGAUUGCAGGAUAUGGACCCAGAGAAUGUGGGCAAGGAAACUAUUCUAAAAGUGACAGAUUGGUUGCGUGGAAUUUGGGAAAUGAGGCGGCGUGCCAGCGGACCUGUUCAACAAUGGAUUGACUCCAUACCGUCGUCCGCGAGGUCGGACAUCGUCGUUGCGAGCGAAUGCCAAGAAGAUAGCCGGAGCCAUGAGCAUAAACCGUUAACACCAACCGAGCCUAAGGACAUUCCAUUUUCUAAAGAUUUAAAGUCUCCAAGCAUGACCGUAUCGGCGCCUAUUAAUGUUCCUAAUUCUCCAGCAAUGAAUACACCGAUAUUACCAUGUUCGCUUCCUCAUCAGAGACUGGCGCGAGACGCGAGUUUUCAGUCGGACAGCAGUCACUGCAGCAGCGUCGAGAGUUUAUUGGAACUGCGAAGGGCGGAUCCGGCUGCGAUUCUGCUCGAUCUCGGCUUCGGCGGUUCCUCGGCCAGUCCGCAGGAGAACGGUACAAUUUCUCGCAUUCCUAGAAGGUUCCUACAGCCGUCGACGUUACCAGGCAUCGCCAUAGAUGAUUUUCUUAAGCAACAACAGGAGACCACCGAAUCUUUUGAUUCAGUAUCUUUAGGAUAUAGAGGCCUAAUGGGAUCGCCAUAUGUAGCCCCAUCGGAAAUUGUGCAAAAGAUUAUGGAACGUUUGCGGGAGCAUGAAAGUCACGAAGCGGAUACGACGAGCUUGUAUAAUUGCGACCAGCACAGUUCAUUGCAAAUGGAUCAGAAUGGAAAACUCUCUGUGCUGUCUCCUAAUAACAGACAGUUCCUGGAACAGCCACGUUCCAAAAGUCCCGAUAUGCGCAACAAGCGUAUGAUCAUAGGGCAGAAAUCAUUUGCUUUCGGAUACGAUGGAAAUUUGAUCGAAAUACCUACCAGUGAUACAAAUCUUACGUGCGAUACAGUAAACGAUCACAAUAGCUCACUGGAUACCAGCGAAUCCAUAGAAUUAAAGCAAUCGUCUCCAGAAGGAAGUAUAACGUUCGAACACCAAUAUUUUUCAAAGUACGACAAGAAGCUAGCGAAACAAUUGUCGUUUGACGAUACCGUCGAUUUUCCUGAAACUGACCAAUUAUUAUCAAAAGAUGAUCGGGGGAGUCAGAAUAGCUUAAAUAUUGCUCAAAGUGGCGCAAAUCUAGACGAUAGGGAACAAGAAUAUGAUUCAUCAGAUACAACUUCCAGAAGACAUGAAUUUUCUGAUACUCGAAGGGCUAGCGAUGGUUCGUGUGACAUGAAACCCUUAAAAAACAAAACGUUUUAUGGGAGACGAUUCAGCGAUGGCGCAAUGCGCAUUGCUGAACGUCAAAGCAAGGAACACACGUUAAUGCAAAAGAGAAGAAGUUUCAAAAGACAGUCUAGAGUAUGUGAUACAACCGCAAUGCAUUAUUGCGAUCUAAGUCCUAUUAGAUCUAGCAUUCCGAGUAUAGUAAUAAUAGAACCUAACGUAGAUAAGGAAGUGUCGAGUGAUAGUACACUAUUAAAUAUACCGAAAUCAUUCGAGUCAACCGAAGAUAAAAGCAAUCUGGAAUUAAAAAUAGACACGGAAUCUUCGUUUAGUAAACCUAACAACAUGCCUUCGCCAUCGAAUGUUAGCGAAUCUAUCGAUAGAUUAGAAUGCUCUGAAAGUGCACAGGAAGACUCGGCGUCGAGCGAUCAUUCUUGUACGGAAGAUAAUCAAGCUUGUUGUUACAAAGGUAAAGUAUGUAAAGAUUGUAAGCAUGGCAAAAACUGUCCGGAUUGUUGUUGUUACGUUAACAAACGGAAAUAUCGGAAAAGGAUCGAAAAGAUCAAGCAGGAAAAUAAGAGAUUAGAGGAUAUGCUGGCGAGAAGUAGGAGGGAGGUGGCAGAGAUUCGCGAUAUGCUUAGCAGCGUGUUAUCGGUCAGGAUGGAACCGGGAUUUUAGAUGGAUUAUUAAAACAAUUGCCAAUUUUGGUAAUAGUAAAACUGUCAUCUUGUGAUAUACGUGAAUAUGUGUAUUAGAGAGAAUUAAUACCUUGUAGAAUUUUUGACUUUCUAUUUAACAUUUUGAGAGACCUGAUCUAUUUCUCUCUAUUUAGAAAUCAAAUAUUUUCGAACCUCAUAUGUUUUGUAAAACAUUAACAAAAGAUAUUUCGACAAUGUACAUUUUUAAGAACGAUCUUUUAGCAUCUAUUUUUAUCCAAAACUAUAAAAAGAAACAAGAAUAUGAUACACUUGAUUAUUUCUGCAUGCUGAAUAUUAACAUAAAUUCAUGAAAAUAUUUUAGUAUAAUUUUUUUAUAUAUUUUUAUUUCUAUUUAUGACUCGUGCAUAUUUUUACACUUACUUAACGCGAGUUAUAAACAUAAAAAUCUUAUUACAUUUUGAUUUUAUUUAAUAUUAGGCAUUGGCACACGACCAAAAAAGAAGUGCAACAGAUUUAUCAUUACAAUAUUUUAUUAAUAUUGGCGUAUGUGAUUAAGGUAAAUAUAAGUUUUGAUUAUGAAGUAAAUUUAUAAUCGAUUUAAAUAUAUGGACGGUAUUUUGGGAUUGAGAAAAGGUACUUUUGUAAUCGAUAUUCGAGGUAACUGGUACUUUAGAAUAUGUGAGAUUAUUUUACUGAAUUUGAUGUCGUCUUAUUGAACUUUUAUGAUAUUUGGUUACACAAAAUUUACAUUUUCGUGAAUUUUAUUUAAAAUUAGUCACUCGGGACAAUUGACUUGGUCUUGCACUAUUCAAUUUUUCUCUUCUUUUAUCUCUAUCUCCAAUCGUUACAUUGUUAUGUAAAUCACGCAUACAGUGUCCAGCUACCAUUACCUCUUAAUAUACUUGUUAAGUUUGAAAUAUUAAAUUAACCUUUGUUAUAUUGUAAUUAAAUUUGUUGAUUGAAUAUCUUUAGCUCGUAGUUGAAAAAUAAUACUAUCACAUGUCUUGUUCACGUUUGAUAUAGAACUUUUCUGUAUAAGUUAUUUAAUAUUUUUAUACAUAUAUAUAUGCACAAAAGGUAGAUUAAGCACGUAGUGCUCACAAGUUGAGAAAGCACAAUCAGGACGAUAAUGAAAGUUUGAUACUUUCGUCGCUCUCUUUAAUAAUUAUAUUUACAGUAAUUUUGAAAUGCUGGUCAUUCCGUACUUUAUACAGAAAAAAAAACUUGAGAUCUAGUCUUCUACAACUGUACAACUUCUACAACUUCUGUCUGUACGGCGAUAAGAUGUUUAACUAUUAAUUCUUAAUCCUCUGACUAUUCCUCAUGUUACAAUCAAGGUAACGUGUUCCCAAGAAAUUGAAAAGUAAAACAGUUAGUAGUUUUGGGUAUCAAAUUACUGAGAAUUAAUUUAUGCUGCCACACAUAUCGGAGUACUUCUUGAAUAAUGGUAUAUUUCCACAUAUCACAUUAUAGAUAUAGACAAUGUACAUUUAUUCAGCUUUAAUCUAACAACGGGAUCAGUAAUUAAUAUACUUAAAAGAAAUCUGCGAUUUAAUGAACCAAAUAAAAUGAAGGAAUGAUCUGAUUUAAAAAAAAUAAUGCGAUAUGCUCGUUCCGUUGAAAUUAACCAGAUGUGAAUUAUUUGAUAUUAAUAACGAAACGCUAUCAUCUACAAAAAUAUUCAUUUGUGGGAAAGGAGGAGAAAAGAUAUUAAAUACAUUAAAUUAAUAUAUGUAUUGUUACGAAAUGUAUAUAUAAGUCUGUCCAUUUUUUACUUAAUGCUUAAUAUGCUAACAUCAAUUGGAAAUUGGAAGUUUUAUUUGAUAUCACUAAAUGUGGAUUCAAUUUUUCUUAAGUCAUAACAUCGCUUAUAAAGUAAAAUGCAUUUUAUUUUGUCAUGGUAUAUAAAAUCAUAAUUAGCGUAGAAAUACAAGAUUAUGAAAAAAAGUGAUUCAAUACAAAUCAAAAACUUUUGAACAGUGUUAACAUUUACGUAACAAAUUUUCCGCAAUAAACAUCCACAUUUUACAUGAUAAAUCAGUCUAUCUAUGAUAUAUAUUUUCUGAUUCCUUACACAAUAUCUCAAAUGAUGAAAGAUCCUAUUAAGAUAUAUAUUACUUAUGUAAAGUGCGCAGAAAGUAAUUAUACAAACAGAAUAGAAGCAUCGUAGGAUUAAGGUACAAUGUACAAUUGUGGGAGAACUCAAUAAAUAUUUACCACAAUUGAA
This is a messenger RNA of Temnothorax curvispinosus, 4911 nucleotides long. RefSeq lists its product as uncharacterized. The record is from RefSeq and is a predicted model, not a curated record. The transcript has 8 exons. The coding region runs from base 784 to 2703 and encodes 639 amino acids. Lineage: Eukaryota; Metazoa; Arthropoda; Insecta; Hymenoptera; Formicidae. Gene Ontology annotation, molecular function: signaling receptor binding.